CACGGAGUCCGGACCUGCUCCUUUUUCCACACUCGCAAUUUCACACUUCCGCCCCAACGACGUCUACACUCACCCCCCCGCCGUCACACCACCCGCCACCCUCUCACAAUGUCAACAACCCAACACCCCCCGCCAAUCCACCUUCCUCCAGGCUCAUUCACCCUCCACCUCGUAGUAGACUCCCGUGAAGUCAAAUUCAAGAACCAACGGCAGCAUAUUCAGGAGCAGCUAACCAUGCAUGGCGUGAACGUACUGACGAGGAGUCUGAAUGUGGGCGAUUUCAUCUGGGUGGCCCGAGGGGGGAGGAAUCUGAGGAGGGAGGAUGACGUUGAUGGGGACACACCAGAGAUAGUGCUACCGUACGUCAUCGAGCGCAAAACAACGGACGACCUCGUCGCAAGCAUCAAAGACUCACGGUUCAAAGACCAAAAGCUGCGGUUAAAGACCUGCGGGUUACCAUCCCCGAUUUAUCUGAUUGAGCGGUCACCGAGUAUGGUUCGGGCGCUGGAGUUUGGGAUGACGGCAAUCCGUACGGCCAUGACACAGGUGCAGGUCAUCAAUGGGUUCUUUCUGAAACAGACCGGGGGGUUGGAUGAGACUGUGCAAUACUUUGUGAGGUUGACGAGGAGGUUGGAGAAGGCCCUUUUGGACAAAGACCUCUACGCCGUCCCCCCAUCUAUAACAACAAAAGACGCCCUCCAAUCCUAUUUCACAACCCACCCUCACACUCCCCGCCUCCACCUGACCUUCGCCACCUACCAAUCCCUCAACACAAAAUCCACCUCCUACCGCCUCCAAUCCAUCUGGAUCCGCCAACUCAUGACCAUCAAGGGCGUCUCGGGUGAAAAAGCCGCCGCGCUUGCAAAGACGUAUCCGACCAUGCGCAGUCUGGUCAAGGCGUUGAAGGGAAAGACGGAGAGGGAUAGGGAGGAGUUGGUGAGGGCAGCGGUUCCUGUCAGUGGGAGGAAGAGUAUUGGGCAGGCGUUGGCGAGGAAGAUUUUGGCGGUUAUUGCGGCGGAUGUUUAUACUUAGUGCUUACUUUUAUGUACUCCACGUAGUCCGAGACAUUUUUUUGGGAAGGCGUAAUGCUUAAAUGUAUAUAUCCCGGUUGUGUGUACUCUAUCGAAUUGCGUAGCAUAAAUACAGAUAGCUCGGCGGAGGAGCUCACGCAUGCG
Fimicolochytrium jonesii is the source of this 1175-nucleotide messenger RNA. Its product is annotated as restriction endonuclease type II-like protein. Gene Ontology annotation, biological process: resolution of meiotic recombination intermediates; DNA catabolic process; double-strand break repair via break-induced replication. Lineage: Eukaryota; Fungi; Chytridiomycota; Chytridiomycetes; Spizellomycetales; Powellomycetaceae. Bases 109 to 1032 code for a protein of 307 amino acids. The record is from RefSeq and is a predicted model, not a curated record. Gene Ontology annotation, molecular function: crossover junction DNA endonuclease activity; 3'-flap endonuclease activity; DNA binding. The transcript is spliced from 3 exons. Gene Ontology annotation, cellular component: nucleus; Holliday junction resolvase complex.